UCAUCAACUGAACAGCACACACAGUUACAAGGACAGCAAAGAACAAACUCAGUUGAACAACAGAAAAGACCUUUAUCUCCAGUGUAUUCAAAGAACCACAAGGCCAAAAAGCUAAAGGGUCAGCCAUCAUCAAGCCAAUAUGUCAAAGACAUAGAAAAUAGGUGCAAUGAUUGCAGAUUAGAGGGAACACCUAAGUUUAUCCCUAUUGAGAAGAUAGCUGUUCCUCCAAAAGAGAGGAAAAUCCGCGAAGUUGAUGAGAGCUUCAUUUCUCAGUUAGUCAAAAAUUUGAGAGAUCAACCAGAUGGCAACUACGAACCGUUGUUUGUCUUGRUGAAAGAUAUAGAAAAGAAGGAAACAUUUGACCACAGUAAASUUAAUGAAUAUGAWUAUGAAGUUCUUGGUGGGACACAUCUGUGCAUUGCGACAAAAGAACUACAUGACCUCUACCYAGAGGACAAGAACUACUGUGGUCGUGUUGCAAGAAUAUAUGUGGGACUGAAGGAUGAAGAAGCUMGAUGGCUAGGUGCUAUGCACAACAACACUGSGUCCUUUCRACAUGGACUCACUUAUAAAGAUGAGGUAGAAAUCUGCCGCACACAACUUUUUAGAGGUAGCUCUGCUGGAUCACCAAGUGAUACCUGGAGAGAYAUGUGCUCAAGUCUCUUGAAUAAAUCAAAAAGAAACUUGAGUGAAGUAUUCACAAUGGCGCAGACACCUGAAGAUGGAUGGAGCCACUUUUUAAAUUUGAAUUCAUUGUAUGAAAAGGGAGAGUUGAAGGACCAAAAAGUUAAGGCAUCUGAAAUCAUCAAGGGGAAGCCAGUGUUGAAGCAAUGGCAGUUUAAGGAACUGUGCAGUCUUUAUGAUGAAGACAAGAUUUUUCUUUUGGAGCAGGUUGCUAAACUUGAGAUGAGCCUUGAGGACAUGAAGUUAGCUGCCAAAGAAAUCAAACAGGUCAGACCUGUCCAAGAAGCAGUGGUAGAAUAUUUUAAACUCACCAGCUGGGAAGAUGCUAAGAAAAAGUUCAAAGAAUCAGUUUCAGUUAGCAGAUUGUUACGAUAUGCUGGAAAAGCAUUUGAAGAAACACAUGAAUUUCAAGUGUACCUGAAACACCUAAAAAGCCUAUCAACUUGUAUGGAUAAUGAUGGUCAAGAUGCAUCAUCAUCAGUGGAGCUCCUAAAUGGACAACUGGGAGCUAAAGGAAUGGUUAUAAAUGUGAAUAGCUUGAGCGAAUUCCAUCCUGAUUCUAUACGACUUCCCAAUUAUGAUGGCACUUUGCUAAGUAUUUGGGACUCCAGAGCAAAUAUAGAGAAUGCUAAAGGUACAGUGAAAUUAGUAUCAAGUAUGAAUUUUACGAAGCUCACAUCAUUCAAUGUUGUAUUGUUCACUGACGUGAGCAAUAUUAACAACAUUGAAACUGUGUUGAAGAAAGAAGGUGCCUUCAAAACCCAAGUUGGUUACUUUUAUCGAAAAGGAAAAAACUCCAACACCAAAGGAUCCUUAUUGCAAGAAAGUCUAUUGCCUUUUGUAAUUGGGCAGUGGUCUUUGUCAAAAGCACUCACUACGGGACUCAUUUCAGGUGUCAAUGAUGAUGUUAUAGAAGUCCUGUGCAAGAAAGGGGAGGACAUCCCAAAGCAAGCCUUUUCCUGGCUUGUUCAUCACCUGUCUAAGGAAGGGGAAACUGUACUAGAUGCAGAUUCAGAAAAUGGUUAUGUUUUCAUAUUUGCACUGAAUACUGGAAGAAAUGGGCUGUUCAUCACAACUUCUGAAGACAAGGAUGAACUCAAUUACAAAAUCCACMAGUCAUUAGAGAAGGUUGAGGCUCCAUCAGCAACCGCCAAUAAUUAGUGAUAUUUUGUGAAACUACAUGCACUUAAUCUGUGACAAAAGUAGCACUAGUGCAAAAUAACUGUGUUUUGUCUGCCAUUUUGCUACUUGUUCAUGGAUUAAGUGUGUGCAGUCCAGGAAGGUACGAGUACAUUUUUUAAUUUUAAUCUUGAUCAGAUUUUGUUGCAGAAAUUCUGCAACUUCUGUGAUUCUAGGGUGCAAAAAUUCUGCAACUUCUAUAGAUUCUAGGGUGCAGAAAUUCUGCAACUUCUAUGAUUCUAGGGUGCAAAAAUUCUGCAACUUCUAUAGAUUCUAGGGUGCAGAAAUUCUGCAACUCUAUGAUUCUAGGGUGCAGAAGUUCUGCAACUUCUAUGAUUCUAGGGUGCAGAAGUUCUGCAACUUCUAUGUUUCUAGGGUGCAGAAAUUCUGCAACUUAUGUGAUUCUAG
Messenger RNA from Exaiptasia diaphana, 2271 nucleotides. RefSeq lists its product as uncharacterized. The transcript has 8 exons. The record is from RefSeq and is a predicted model, not a curated record. NCBI's taxonomy places the organism in Eukaryota, Metazoa, Cnidaria, Anthozoa, Actiniaria, Aiptasiidae. Bases 529 to 1845 code for a protein of 438 amino acids.